AUGGAAGUGCAUGCGAAGACACCAGCGCUGAAGGAGGUGCCAAAUCUGAUGCUGGACGAGACGACAGGAAAGAUGUACCGGAGGGGGCGAUUCCUGGGUAAAGGCGGUUUUGCGCGAUGCUAUGAACUGCUCGAUAUCAAAGAAGGGCGGAUGUAUGCGGGCAAAAUUGUUGCAAAAAUACUUCUGCUCAAAAAUCACCAGAGGGAAAAGAUGGCACAAGAAAUCCGAAUUCAUCGCACAUUGGAUCACAAGCACAUUGUGCGGAUGGAUGGAUUCUUCGAGGAUUCCGAUAACGUCUACAUUUUGUUGGAGCUUUGCCCGCGCAGAUCACUGAUGGAGCUACAUAAGCGUCGUACAUGUGUCACAGAGCCGGAAGCACGCUAUUUCAUGAGACAGGUGCUUUUUUUUAGUCCUUUUAUCUGCUUCAAUUUGAGUGACAGCAUCGUUUCCCCCAAAAUAUCGUUGCUGCAGAUUGUGGAAGCGUGUGCGUAUCUGCACGACAACAGAAUUAUUCAUCGCGAUUUGAAGUUGGGCAAUCUGUUUCUGAACGAUAACAUGGAGAUCAAAGUGGGCGAUUUUGGCCUAGCGACAAUUGUGGAAAAUGAAGGCGAGAGAAAAAAGACGCUAUGCGGGACACCAAAUUACAUUGCGCCUGAAAUGUUAGACAAAAAAGGGCACUCAUACGAAGUUGAUAUUUGGGCUAUCGGCUGUAUCCUGUAUACGCUGCUGGUAGGAAGGCCACCGUUUGAAACUUCGUCGCUCAAGGAUACAUAUAAUAGAAUCAAAAACAACACAUAUACAAUUCCAAAUGAUAUUUCUGAGGAAUCUGUGCAGCUUAUUCGAUGCCUGCUACAAACUGAUCCUACCCAGCGACCGACUGUUCACCAGUUGCCGCAAUUCUUGUUCUUUAAUGGAUAUACACCAGUACGUUUGCCUACGUCGUGCCUUACAAUGGCUCCGAAAUUUGCGAGCGUUGAUCUGCCCAGUAUGCUAAAUAAGGAAGAAGCGCCGAUCAAUCUUCAUGAGCAAAUGCGUAAGGAUCCAACGGCUGCAUCUGUGCGUCCUUUGGCAACAGUUCCGGAAAUGCAGGUUCUUCCAGUUGCCAAGCAAUCCAUACAUGGUGUACGAGGUAACUACUGCUCUUGUACAGCUGAAAGUAUCACAGAUAAUGUUUGGGAAGUAUGA
Molecule: messenger RNA, 1185 nt
Organism: Gongylonema pulchrum
Lineage: Eukaryota; Metazoa; Nematoda; Chromadorea; Rhabditida; Gongylonematidae
Source: the annotation of a GenBank genome assembly